Molecule: messenger RNA, 1563 nt
Organism: Exophiala spinifera
Lineage: Eukaryota; Fungi; Ascomycota; Eurotiomycetes; Chaetothyriales; Herpotrichiellaceae
Exons: 1
Coding region: 1-1563 (520 amino acids)
Source: RefSeq, a predicted model, not a curated record
AUGACGUUAAAGGCUGUCCUUCUCUCUAUACUCGCUGCCCGGUUUGCCUUUGCAUCGCCGGCACCUCCCGCCGGCACAGCCGUCAACACGACAACAUGCAACGGGCAGACCUACGUCUACCAGCAGCUGGCAGGAUACGGAUUCACACCGUCUGACGCGCGCGACAAAUUCGGUGACACAGCCGGAGGCAUUGGAAGCAGUGCAGCCAUCGACCGGAACUCCUGGACCGUGGACAAGGACGGUGUGUACUCGGGCAUUCUCUGGGCUCUUCCCGAUCGCGGCUGGAACACUGAAGGCACGCUCAACUUCCAGCCCAGGGUGCACAAAUUCCACAUCACCUUUCGUCCCAACUACAGAGCGACAGCGCAGAAUCCCAGUCCUCCCAACUUGAAUCUGGACUACCUCGACACCAUCCGCUUCACCGACCCCUUUGGCCAACCUUUGACAGGACUGGACGCCGACGUUCAUGGCCCAUACUUGUCAUUCCCCGGCACUCCAGACCUCCCGUCAGCCACAUACGUAGGCGACGGCUUCGGUCUCAACGGCACGGGCGGGCGGCGCGUGUCGCUAGACUCGGAAGGCCUCGUCCUCGCCGGCGACGGCUCGUUCUGGAUUUCCGACGAGUACGGCCCGUACAUCUACCACUUCAGCGCGGCAGGGCAGAUGAUUUCCGCCAUCCGGCCGCCAGAGGCGCUGAUCCCACGACGCAACGGCACCGACUCAUUCUCCGCCGACAGCCCUCCUCGCUACAACCAAGACAUCCUCACCAUCCCGGCAGAGAACCCAACGGGCCGCCAGAACAACCAAGGUCUCGAGGGUCUCACGGUCUCCCCCGACGGCAAGACGCUGUACGCGCUCAUGCAGUCCGCGCUGGACCAAGACGGCGGUCUGAAAAAGGCGAACCGCCGCAACACACGGUUCCUGCAGUACGACAUCUCCACCGCCACCAGCCCGGUGCUCAAGGCCGAGUACGUCGUCCCGCUGCCUCGUUUCUCCAACAACACAAAAGUCGCCGCGCAGUCCGAAGUCCACUUCAUCAGCCCGACGCAGUUCCUCGUUCUCGCACGCGACUCGGGCGCAGGACACGGCCAGGACUCCAGCUCCUCGGUGUACCGCCACGUCGACGUCUUUGACAUCUCCAACGCCACCAACGUCGCCAACCGCUUCGACUGCGCGAGUUGCGCCGUCGCCUCAAACUCCUCGGGCACCCUCGACCCCGCCAUCGUCCCCGCGACCUAUUGCUCGUGGCUCGACUUCAACGUCAACGGUCAGCUGAACCGCUUCGGACUGCACAAUGGCGGUGACCAGGACGCGGGCCUCUUGAACGAGAAGUGGGAAAGCAUCGCCCUGGUCCCCGUCAAUCCGUCCGGGCCCGAGGACUGCAACAAGCCCGACGGUGCCAAGGCCGACGGGGAGUAUUUCCUGUUCAGUCUCAGUGACAAUGACUUCAUCACUCAGAAUGGCUUUAUGGACGGUGGUAAGCUUCCGUACGCAGAUGAGAGCGGGUACGACCUUGAUAACCAAGUGUUGGUGUUCAGAGUCAAGAUUCCUACAGCUGCUUAG